Molecule: messenger RNA, 1273 nt
Organism: Anarrhichthys ocellatus (wolf-eel)
Lineage: Eukaryota; Metazoa; Chordata; Actinopteri; Perciformes; Anarhichadidae
Product: lysophosphatidic acid receptor 6
Exons: 1
Coding region: 278-1252 (324 amino acids)
Biological process (GO): phospholipase C-activating G protein-coupled receptor signaling pathway; positive regulation of Rho protein signal transduction
Cellular component (GO): plasma membrane
Molecular function (GO): lysophosphatidic acid receptor activity
Source: RefSeq, a predicted model, not a curated record
UGGCAGUUAAAACCUCAUUGACAUAUCGUCUUGCAUAUCAAAUAUAAAUUGAGCUAUGUUAGCCGUAGUCGUGUGUUUAUGUCACCUCAGCAAAUUUACAUUCCAUAAAACAGCAGGCAUCUUGAGUUUAUUAACUUUUUACUUUCCACAAGUUCAACUCCAGCAGAAGACACUGAACCUGUUCCUUCCUCCCAUCUUAUAUUCCCUUCAACCAAACUAAUUUCCUCCAGAUGUGAGAGCGAUGCAGUGAUUUAAAGGAAGCACAUUAUCUUGGGACAUGGAGCUGUGGAAUAUGACUGAUGUGCCAGCCACGCCCUUCUCUCCUCUGUCUAACUGCACUGUGGACACCAGCUACCGCUUCACCUUCUACCAAGUGUCCUACGGCAUCAUCUUCCUGCUGGGGUUGGCCACCAACAGCCUGGUUCUGCGCAGACUGUGUGUAUCCCCCCGCACCAUGAACAGCACCGCCAUUUACAUGCUCAGCCUGUCGGCUGCCGACUUGUUUUUUGUAAUCUCUCUGCCGCUGAGAAUCUACUACUACCACCAAAAGGCCAGAGCCUUGUCCUCAAAGACAGGAGACCCGUCUAGUUGGACUCAGGGAGCGGCAUACUGCCACCUCACUUUCAUCCUCAAAUACAUCAGCCUGUACGGGGGCAUCUUCUUCCUGGUGUGCAUCGCUGUGGACCGGUACUUCGCUGUCGUGCACCCGCUGGCCUCAACGCUCCGCAGGCUGCGUGUUGCACAGCUGGUAAGCGGGGGGAUCUGGUGCCUGGUGCUGGGGCUCAGCGUGGGUCUGCCUCUGCUGCGCUUUGCAGCCGCUCGCCAACACCAACCCUGUCUGCUGGACGCGUCCUCGCGGCGCCACCGCGCCGUCAUCCUGGCAGCCCUGGGCUUAGUCCUGGGCUCAUUUCUGCUGCCCGCCGUGCUACUUCUCUGCAGCUACUGCAGAAUCCUGAGCGUGCUCCGCAGGCCGAGACACCGCGGCCGUCGGCACACCCUCACAAUUAUCUACUGGGUGUUAGGCAUCUUCCUGCUGUGCUUCGUCCCCUAUCACAUCAACCUGCUGGGAUACACCCUCACACACGUGGGGCUGCUGCACCACUGUGGCCUGGCCAAGGUGACCAAGGCGGUGCACCCCGUGGUGUUAUCGCUAGCGAGCUCCAAUUGCUGCCUCAACCCGCUCGUCUACUACUUCUCCAGCAGCCUGGUGCACAGGGAGGCGCCCGGUAGUAGAGGCAGUGGCAGCCAGUGACACGGAUUGUUUCUUUAUCAU